Cajanus cajan (pigeon pea) is the source of this 634-nucleotide messenger RNA. RefSeq names its product small ribosomal subunit protein eS21y. Lineage: Eukaryota; Viridiplantae; Streptophyta; Magnoliopsida; Fabales; Fabaceae. Gene Ontology annotation, molecular function: structural constituent of ribosome. The record is from RefSeq and is a predicted model, not a curated record. Gene Ontology annotation, cellular component: ribosome. Gene Ontology annotation, biological process: translation.
UUGAGAAGGAAACUAGGGUUUUGGGGGAUUUAAAACAAUCCUCUCGCCCCCAACUCCUCCUCUACGGCAUUCAUCUUCGUUCUUCGUUUUCUCAGGUUUACGGAUCUUUUUGAAGGAGCUUUACAACACCCAACCGAAGAUGCAGAACGAGGAAGGACAAAUCACCGAGCUUUACAUUCCCAGGAAGUGCUCUGCAACAAACAGAUUGAUCACUGCAAAGGACCAUGCUUCGGUCCAGAUCAACAUUGGGCAUUUGGAUGAGAAUGGUGUCUACAAUGGUCAAUUUUCCACUUUUGCCCUCUGUGGCUUCAUCCGUGCUCAGGGUGAUGCCGACAGUGCUCUAGAUCGUUUGUGGCAGAAGAAGAAAGUUGAAGCUAAGCAACAGUAGAUGCUCAUGAUAGUUUGUUACUUUGCUAUGUAUUAAGUUCUACUCUUGCUAGAGAUAUUCGAGUAUUAUGAUCAUCAUUUUGAGCAAGUACAAGUUCUGAAUUUUUGUUGGUACCUCAGCUAAUGUUGCUUUUUGAUUGUUUGACUUUUAAGUAUUCGGUUGUCUCCUAUUUCAAUCAUAGAUUUCAUGUUUUGGUAUUUUUCUUUUGCAAGUCCUGUUAUAUAACAAAAUAGAACGCCUUGCCCA